AUGGAUUCAAAUUUUCAAAGCUUAAAACAUGUAAAAACCGAAAAAGUAAGUGAAUAUACAAAUACCGCAUAUAGUAAAAAUGAACUGCAAACAAAUCAAAGCAAAGAAAUAAUUGAUAAUUUAAUAACAGAAAAUAAUGA
Molecule: messenger RNA, 140 nt
Organism: Racocetra fulgida
Lineage: Eukaryota; Fungi; Glomeromycota; Glomeromycetes; Diversisporales; Gigasporaceae
Source: the annotation of a GenBank genome assembly